Messenger RNA from Moneuplotes crassus, 545 nucleotides. The record is from the annotation of a GenBank genome assembly. Lineage: Eukaryota; Ciliophora; Spirotrichea; Euplotida; Euplotidae.
UUCCUUAAAACUUGGCAUCUUGCAAUCCAAGGCAACUUUUCUUAUUGGUUUCAUUAGAGUGAAGGUGUAGAAAUCUAUUUGUGGCUGGUUGACAAAGAUUUCCUUCAUUCUGUCUUAGAGUUACUCUGUCCACUGAGAAACUAUAGAGUCAAAGGGUUCUAAAAUAUCUUUAUCAGAAAUCUUCAAUUCUACUUUGGUUUUUAUCAAAAUUGAUCAUUAGAAUCAUCUAUUUUUUAUUUUAUUAAUUUCUUUACUUCCAUCUCACCCAGGCUUUCUUCUAACUAGCUAGCCUUGGUAUCUCCAAAGAUAAAUUUGCUUACAUCUCUGUUGAUAAGAGUCCAAGUUAAUGCAAGUUAGGCUGAUGCGCAUCCGAGUUCUUUGGCAGUUUUUGUGAACUUGUUGCAUUUUCCAAGUGUGGUUUCUCUCUGACUACCAUCAUGACCAAAGUACAAAAGUCCUAAAUGAAUUCUUUGUGAUCUGGGAGAAAUCUUGAUCCUUCUGGAAACUCACCACUGUUGUAUUUAUAUUGGAGGUUUAAGAUGUCU